CUCUCUCUCUCUCUCUCUCUCUCUCUCUCUCUCUCUCUCUCUCUCUCUCUCUCUCUCUCUCUCUCUCUCUCUCUCUCUCUCUCUCUCUGUCUCUCUCUCUCUCUCUCUCUCUCUCCCUCUCUCUCACUCUCUCUCACACUCUCUCACUCUCUCUCACUCACUCUGUCUCACUCUCUCUGUGUGUGUUCUGCUCUGAUAGGGACGUCCUGUAAAUUGUCUGUCAUGAGAGAGACAGUGAGACAGUUGUUGAAGAAGGCAGACGGUUCCAGGACGAGUGCUGUCACUCUAUGACAGUAAAAAGGACUGAAGGUGCUGGAUGAGCUGAUCUGAGACCUGUGAACAGAACAUUCAUCUCACGAGAUCUAUUUUACAGUCCCUUUAGAUGAAACCCUUUCACAGCUCUUUCAAUAGCUGAAUGAAUCUUACAUCUGUGGCAGAAAAAUCCAGAUACACAGACGUACAGUACUACCAUAAUCAUGCAUUCACGUGACGCUCCUCAUCAUACUGUUCAAAGAGAAUCAUUGAAUAUGCCUUUACUCGCAACUAUUGUCACAUCUUCCAUUUGUUUGCAUUUUCAUGGAAAACAGACAGUAGGGAUGGGCGACAUGGCCCUAAAACUCUCAUUGCUGCUAUUUGUUGCGAUAACGAUACAAAUGACGAUAUAUCUAUAACACCAUCCACCGCUGAAGUGCAUGUAGUCUAGAGCCUCAGAAACACAAACAUUCAUCAAAAAGUCAAACUUACCCCAAGUCAAACGGCUCCUAAAAUAUACCUACAGUAUUUUAUUUGUGUAAAUAUAAAAUAUAAUAGUGACAUUCGGCUUCAAAAGGUUGUAAAGAAAAAUGUAAUUAACUUAAACUCAAUAAACACAUCAUGUCAUACUUAAACUGUAUAUAUACUAUUGUUGGGCGGAAACGAUCGAUCGCAUCACGCUGUCAAUCACUCUCUCUUGAACUGUGUGAACCUUCUCUUCUCACAGCAACAUACACUGAAUCUGUCUAUGACUCGCGCUACAGAAAGAGAACAGAGAAAUGCGGAUAAAAGAAAUCUAAUUAAAUAAUCCAUGCUUUCAUACGCUCAUAAACGUAUUUAAAAUAACGUAACACAAACUCGCAUGUGUACUGUAUGUGAACAGGCAGCAGUGCUGUGUCGCUGUGAGAGCACAUGUGGCGCGAGCUGCGCACGGGACGCUCCGUUCAUCCUGUACAUAACAGGCAAGAAAUCAUACUAAACUGUUUGCGCACGCGCGCAUAACAUCUAACGAAUGUUUAAAUAAAUGCUUUUAGCCAAACUAAAUGUUGUGGUGUAACGUAUUAUGACUAUCAACGAAUACUUAAACGAAUUAAAUAAAACGAAAGUGAAACUAAACAUGAACUCGGAUGCAUCUACAGUGCCAACCUAAACGAGAUUUAGAGCUUUAGUGCAAACUCUUUCUCGGCUUCACGUCCGCCCUCCGCUACACCCGUUUUCACUUCACAUAUGAGCUGUGAAUGGGUCUCACAAAGAAAUACAUCAUCAACUAGAAUUUAUCGUUUAUAUCGCGGAAAGACUAAUUCCUAUCGUGUGGAGAAUUUCUACCGGUAUAUCGCAAACGAUAUAAUAUCGCCCAUCCCUAACAGACGGUUGCCGUUUCUUCUGUGUCACUCAGAUCGUCACAUGUUUUCUCUUCAUGUUCAACACUGUAGUUUUAUUGUAAAAUAAUCUUUUCAUUGUCAAAUGUUUAUCUAACUGUUCUUUUUUAAAGUUCAGCUCGUGCGUUGUUGUCUAAUGCAGUUACACUCGGUGUCGUCUGAGCGUGCACGGUUUGCAGUUGAAUCUGUGGUGUUAUUUGUCUCUGUGAUAUCUUCAUGAGCGCUACGCUGAAGGGCGACGGGCUGCUGACGUCACCGAGCUUUAUUAGCCACUGCUCGGACGCGCGCCCGGCAUUCACGAGCGUAUGGCUGAAGUGUCCGCCGACCCGCGCGCACCGCACGGCACCGGAUUCUGCGCUCAUGUCCGGGAGUCGACACAGGAAUACGGGAUUCACCAGAACGUGGCCGAGACGCUUUCACCAUCCCAAAGUUUUACCGCCAUCUGCUCUUUACUUCAUGUGAGGGGAAAGGGUGUCUACUGAGCAAUGAACGCAAGCGGGGCGGUCAACGAGAGCAGCACGUGGCUUGAAUCCGAAGCCUUGGAUGGCAACGGGAGCAUCGCGCUGUCCUCCACGGCCCUGGCGUUUCACGUCAACCCGUGGGACAUCAUGCUGUGCCUCUCCGGCACCGUCAUCGCCUGCGAGAACGCCAUCGUGGUGGCCAUCAUCUUCUACACGCCCACCUUGAGGAACCCCAUGUUCGUUCUGAUCGGCAGCCUGGCGACGGCCGACCUCCUCGCCGGGAUUGGAUUAAUUCUCAACUUCGUGUUUCGGUACGUGAUUACCUCGGACACCGUCAGCCUCGUCACGGUGGGCUUCCUGGUGGCGUCCUUCACCGCCUCCGUCAGCAGCCUCCUGGCCAUCACCGUCGACCGCUACCUGUCUCUCUACAACGCGCUGACGUACUUCUCGGAAAAGACGCUGCAGUACGUGCACCUGAUGCUGGUGGGCAGCUGGGGCGCGUCUCUGUGCCUGGGGCUGCUGCCCGUGUUGGGCUGGAACUGUCUGGACGACGCGUCCACCUGCAGCAUCGUGCGGCCCCUCACGCGAACCAACCUCACGCUGCUGGCCGCCUCCUUUUUCCUCAUCUUUCUUCUCAUGCUCAGCCUGUACUUCAAGAUCUGCAAGAUCGUGUGCCGCCACGCGCAUCAGAUCGCCCUCCAGCAGCACUUCUUCACCACCUCGCACUACGUGGCCACCAAGAAGGGCGUCUCCACGCUGGCCAUCAUCCUGGGCACCUUCGGGGCGAGCUGGCUGCCCUUCGCCAUUUACUGUUUGGUGGGAGAGCGCGAGUAUCCUGCGGUGUACACGUACGCCACGCUGCUGCCCGCCACCUACAACUCCAUGAUCAACCCCAUCAUCUACGCCUACAGGAACGCUGACAUCCAGCGCUCCAUCUGUCUGCUCUUCUGCGGCUGUUUUCAGAUGGCCGGCUCGCACCGCUCCAGAUCGCCCAGCGAGGUGUAGCUCCGCGGCCGUCUCUCGUGAUGACGCCACACAAAUGACUGUAGUGCCAUUGCACUUUAAGAAGGACGCCGGAGCGGUGCGUCGAUCUCCGAGCGCUGCGAACAAGACUAACCACACACAUCAUGAAUGUUUGUCUAGAACUGACGGGUUGCACUUGACUGUACAGUUCCACAUGCCAAAGCAGUAUUGCGUAGGCCUACGUGUUUGGAGAGUUCUUGUGUGAGGGGUUUUAUAUGGGCUGGUGUUGUCUCUGACUGUAUGUUUUAUACAUGAACACAAAUAAACCAAGAGUUGAAACCACACGUGACGGUUGGUUUCAUGCCGUUUCGUGACGGUGACAGUGAAUGAAUGAAGGUGUGAAGAGAGAGAUUUAUCAAAGCAGAUGUGAGUAUGGAAACCUAAAGGAUUCUCUCGGUGUUUCGACAUCAUCAUCACAGAUAAUAUGCUACGUGUUGGUUUUGACGGCUCAAACGAAAGCCUGACGUCUCGUUCGGCACCUGCUGUUUCCUCUGACUGCAGUCAUGAGUUCAGUAAUGAAUGUCAGACAGUGACAUCAUCUGUGAUCUGUCGUCUGGGUCACCGAGCUCCUGUAACACAACUCAAACUAGAGUUUCCAUCUGUGUCACUGAAACGCGGCACUCAUGAAGCACCAGAUAUAAAACAUGUCUGCAGUUCACAGCGUUCAGCCCAAAAUAAGAAUUCUCUCAUUUAUUCACUCUCAUGUCAUGUCAUACCUGUGUGAGUUUCUUUCUUUCUUCAGAACACAACAGAAGAUAUUUUGAAGAAUGUUGAUCAUCAAACAGCACUGAACUCCAUUGACUUCCAUCGUGUGAACACAAAACCACUGAGACGUUUCUCAAAAUAUCUUCUCUCGUGUUUUACCCGAGAGUCACAUACAGAUUAAAACCACAUGAGAGAGAAGAAAUGAUGACAGAAUCAUCAUAAUCCAGCUUUUCUUUCUGUCGAGGUUUUCUUAUUUCUUGCAGCUGUGACAUAAAACUGAGCAGACGUGUUUAUUUGUGCACACACACACACACACACACACACACACACACACACGUCUGGUUUAUUAUCCCCGUGGGGACAGUCCAUAGGUGUAAUGAGUUCUAUACUGUACAAACUGUAUAUUCUAUCCCCUAUCCCUAACCCAACCCCUAAACCUAAAGAUCAUAGAACACUUUUUGCAUUUUUAGAUUUUCAAAAAUUAUCAUUCUGUACAAUUUAUAAGCUUUUGUGCCCAUGAGGACCUCAAUUUUGGUCCCCACAGUGACACGAGUCCCCAUGAGUUGUGUGCAUUCAGGUUUAGGUCCCACCUAAACCUAAACCUGCAGUGAUGGCUGCCCACUGCUCCGGGUGUACGUGUGUUCACCACUUGCUGUGCGUGUGUUCACUACUCUCUGGAUGGGUUAAAUGCAGAGGUCACGUGUCGGGUAUGGGUCACCAUACUUGACAAAUAGGUCACUUCACCGGGAUAUACAAACAUGAACACACACACACUAAGCAGGGCUUGACAUUAAGCGUUGUCAUGUGGUUGUCCUUCGGACAAGUAAAUUUACAAGUACAAAUACUACUUGUCCAAAGAUAAAAAAUGAUAUUUCAUUUGAAGUGUCAAUAUAAUUGUUUCGGAUCCUGAUUGGACUAGUUUGCUUCAGUGUUUUACCUAGUGUCCGCUGCGGCCACCUAACUGUGUUAAUACUCUCCGUGACUGCUAUAGCACAAAGGCAAGCAGUAAUUAUUAUUAGUGUCAGGGCUGUAUGUUAACUUUUUGAACAUAGCACUGGUGCUACAGAGGCCAAACAGUUGUAGCACAAGUAUAAAACGUCUGUUGCCAUCAUUAAAAAAUAUGCAAGUGCAGUUCAUCAC
Molecule: messenger RNA, 4960 nt
Organism: Triplophysa rosa
Lineage: Eukaryota; Metazoa; Chordata; Actinopteri; Cypriniformes; Nemacheilidae
Product: G-protein coupled receptor 6
Exons: 2
Coding region: 2117-3097 (326 amino acids)
Biological process (GO): G protein-coupled receptor signaling pathway
Cellular component (GO): membrane
Molecular function (GO): sphingosine-1-phosphate receptor activity
Source: RefSeq, a predicted model, not a curated record